AAGGUUUCCCGUUCCCUUUUCCUUUUUUUUUUCUUUCCUUCUGUUUUUGGACCCUAUAAAAGGGCAUGUAAAUAGCUAGACAGUGUGUAACGUGGAGGGUGACAGACUCCACACGGGAGAGGUUGAACUAUACAAAGUGUACUAAACCAUUAAACAAGAAAACAUUAAUGAAACACUGAUCAUCGAAAACAAAUUCAAUCAUUUCUAGUGAAUAAAAAAUAUGCAUAAUUUGAUUUGCUCUGACGAUAUAUACCAAUUAACUGUGGUUUUUUUAUUAGUUCUGUCUGAUGUAUUAUUCUGUUUCUAAUACAAACACAACUCAUUGCAGUUUAUGUUUGCCAUCAAUGACGAUCUCUAGUAUUUAUUAACUGACCUUCAAGGGAAGGAUUCAGUGAGCAAUGGUUAUAGACAAAUUUACUGGAUCUGUUAAAGGUCUGUGCAGGAACCAGAACGGGAGAGCUGCAAAGGAUCUUCUUAAUGAAAUGCUGACCUAUGGCCUGAAAGCUGAUGUUAUAACAUAUAACAUCUUAAUAGAUGGAUGUUGCAAAGACAAUGAAUCGAGUAAGGCGGAAAAAUUACUUGGUGAAAUGCUCAACGUCGGUGUCGAACCUAAUCAUAUAACGUAUAAUACUUUGAUGGAUGGAUAUUGCAUGGAGGGAAAUGUGAAGGCAGCAUUGAAGGUCAUGACCCAGAUGGAGAAAGAAAGGGAAGUGGGCAAAUGUUGUUACUAUUAUAAUGUACCGAUUAAAGGAUUUUGUAGAUGGCUACAUAAGUUAAUUGCAUAAAUAAUAUACUUACAUUUUCUAAAUUUUUCUUUUGUUUUUAAAAUUGUGAUUUAAAUUACAUAAAUGUAUCUUCUUUCAAUAACAAGCUGUAAUAGUACAAACCAUAACUUGACAGACACUAUGGUAUAUUUUAUCUUUA
Vigna radiata var. radiata (mung bean) is the source of this 924-nucleotide messenger RNA. RefSeq names its product pentatricopeptide repeat-containing protein At1g09820-like. The record is from RefSeq and is a predicted model, not a curated record. Bases 399 to 785 code for a protein of 128 amino acids. NCBI's taxonomy places the organism in Eukaryota, Viridiplantae, Streptophyta, Magnoliopsida, Fabales, Fabaceae. Gene Ontology annotation, molecular function: protein binding. The transcript has 3 exons.